Molecule: messenger RNA, 390 nt
Organism: Fusarium vanettenii 77-13-4
Lineage: Eukaryota; Fungi; Ascomycota; Sordariomycetes; Hypocreales; Nectriaceae
Exons: 2
Coding region: 1-390 (129 amino acids)
Biological process (GO): regulation of DNA-templated transcription
Molecular function (GO): zinc ion binding; DNA-binding transcription factor activity, RNA polymerase II-specific
Source: RefSeq, a predicted model, not a curated record
AUGGCAGCCCUGCCUACAGAACAACCGUCAAGGCCAACAGAGUCCAAGAGAAUCUUGGCUUGUGUGCUUUGCCAGCAACGCAAGAAGAAAUGUGAUCGCAAGAGUCCAUGCUCCUUUUGCAUCAAGGCCAAAGUCACUUGCAUACCGAGUACACCAGCUCCCAAGCGUAAGCGACGGAAGCCCACAAAGGAGCUUCUUGAACGCUUGGAGAGAUGCGAGCAGCUCCUCAAGAGAUGCACAUGCGUGCAAAAGUCUCAGAUGUAUGACAUGCCAGGACAUUAUAGCGAGUCCAGCAGCAGUCCCACGGAUAGCCAUUCGAGUCCACCUCCAGAGUACGAAAAGGUGACACCUUCGAGCUAUGAGCAGCACCAAACCUUUUCACCACAAUAA